AGUCGUACGGCCACAGUCGGCGCAUUUCACGCGAUCCGCGCGCCAUCGCAAAAUUCCCGUCUAGCCCGAGCGGCAUUCGACCGGUAGACCCGAGGCCCCGUCCGUCCGGCCGGCGUCGGGGCAUUGGGUGUCCUCGCGUCGCCUCCACCUCAAGAUUUCGGCCAUGCGGCCCCUCUCGCUGUGCUGCCUGCUGCUGGGCCUACUCGCCUGCGGCAGCCCCUGUCUUGGCCAGACCCAGCCGGAACCAGCCGUGGGCCUCUUCCCACCAGCUGUGCAGAAGGUGAACGUGACCGUCCUGUACGAGCCAUACUGCAAGGACAGCUCGUGGUUCAUCACCAAGCAGCUGUUGCCCGUGUACGGGCUCCUGCGCAAGCACCUGGUCGUCGAGUUGGUGCCGUUCGGACGCACGCGCAUGAAGGAGCCGCAGGGGUCCGACACCACCGUGGCCUUCACCUGCCGCCACGGGCAGGCCGAGUGCCACGCGAGCAUGAUCCACGCGUGCGCCAUCGCCCUGUACCCGGACACGGACAAGCACUUGCCGUUCAUCGCGUGCACGCUCAAGACCUGGAAGCCCGAGAAGAACGUGCAGAAGUGCAGCAGCGAGCACAAGAUGGAGAGCAGCAAGCUCGUCGGCUGCGCCUCGUCGGCGCAGGGCAAGAUCCUCCUGCAGAAGAUGGGCUGGCGCACGUUGUCCGUGCGGCCGCCCAUCAACUACGUGCCCAGCGUGGUCAUUGACGGCGGAUUCAACAAGCGCUACCAGAAGAAGCUGCAGAAGCACUUCAAGGAGACCGUCUGCAAGCACUUCAAGCCGCCCGUACCGGAACCGUGCCAGGUGAAGAAGAGGAAGGGCUGGUUCAGGCGCUGAACACUUCUUCCGACGUCCGCACUCCCUCUCGACAGCCUCACCACCAACUUCCGCGAUUCUCACCCAGCUUCCGAUUGACGCUCAAACUCCGACCGUCUCAAGCAACCGUUGGCCCAAAAGUGGCAGGCGGUGCGUCAUCCCCGCUCCAUCCUCUGUGACCCUUUCGCUCAGACUAGGGCGACAUCGCAAACGGGCCUAAAAAAUUGACCUGCCGUUUUUAAAAACAAGAUUCGUCCCUAUUACCGCCUGCGAGACAGAGCACCGAGGCCUGUCAACCAGCUGCUAAAUUCGGACGCCGCCCUGUCGAAGAGAGAACGGUCGCGCCAUGUAGGAGGAAAGUGAAGUGAAAAAUUCGGCGACGCGAGGACAAUAAAAUUCUUGAUCUGCUUCGUCA
This is a messenger RNA of Dermacentor albipictus, 1259 nucleotides long. Its product is annotated as GILT-like protein 1. Lineage: Eukaryota; Metazoa; Arthropoda; Arachnida; Ixodida; Ixodidae. The record is from RefSeq and is a predicted model, not a curated record. Gene Ontology annotation, molecular function: oxidoreductase activity, acting on a sulfur group of donors, disulfide as acceptor.